UUCACUGGGUGAACCUCACGGGGAGCUGCUCUCUCAGGAGCACCAGGCACACCCACACCUGCAGAACCUGAGGGACAGGAGGAGGAACAGCACGGGCACAGCUUCUGGUGGUCACAUCUGCCUUGGCCUGGGAAGGGACCAGGCUGGGGGGAGGUCUCUGGCCCCCUGCCACCACCCCAAACCAGCCUCCUGGACCACACCAAGCUGGUUGGGAGACCCUCAGUGACCCCAGCCAGCAAAACCCCUUCCCCUUGUGAAGCAGGGACUGACAAGUUCUGGUUCCUGCGCCUUCCCAACCUCACAGGGCUGGAGUUGGACCUGUGUGUUCUGCUCCUCAGGGGUGAUGGGGAGGCUGCUCGUGGGCUUCUGCCUGGCCUGGGUUUGGCCACCACCCUGGCCAGCUGCUCCAAAGCAGCCCAGCCUUUGCUGGGAGCCAGUUUUGGGGUCAGGAGGCAGGUUUUUCCCAGGCUGUUCCCACCACCAUCCCUCUCCCAACCACUGGUGCCAGCAGGGCUUGGCAGACAAGCCAGGGGAGAUUUCCCUGGAGGACAGUCCCACAGCCCUCAGGCUGCUUCCCAAGCAACCCCCCAAAUCUUUGGGAUGCUGCCUCCAGCCUUUCUCCCAUUGGACAGAAGACUUCAAUAACACACAUCCAUUGCACCUGACCCAUGAGAAACACAAAAGGCACGAUUCAAAUCUGCUCCCAGCUCAUUCUUCAGGGCUUAGUGGUGGAGAGGACAUCACAGGGCAGGAGUAAAACAAGGCUGGGCUUUGCCAGCCACCUCAUGAAGUCAUUGCAUCCCUCUCCAGCAGGUUGUUAGCCCAUGAUUACUCCUUACCCCGGGUGUAAAGGCAAACCUGCUCUCCUGCUCUGAGGCCUGGUUGCUGCAGGAGUUAAUCAUUCCCCUCUCCCAGCCCCACCAAGUUGAGGAGCAGCUCUGGCCUCUCCUCCCAGAGGAUGCUCAGAAAUUCCUCUGCUGAAGCCAGUUGGAGCCAGGCAAGCUCCACCCAGCAGCAGUAAUUAGCAGGCAAAUUCAUUAGCUGGGGCGUGGUGUCACUCGGGCAGGGCUGCUGGUCAUUCACAGCGUUCCUGGGAACCACCUCGGAGAGGUCCCACCUGGGAAAAGGUCUUCUCCUGGUCCAGCUGCCAGCCCAAAGUUCUGCCAGCUGAUUUCUCCUGCAGGGCAGGGUGACGAAGCCCAGCAGAACAUCACAACACGUGCCUGCCUGGCACGAGGUGUCAGGUGAUGUAUCCAAAGGGGUUUUGUUCAGGUCCAGGAGAAACAGGAAAGAGCUGGUGCUGGGGGAACUGCUGCUCUGAAGGAGGGCAAAGCUCAGGCUGAGAGAGGAGAAGCUCCCACGCCACCCAGCAGCCUCAUCAUACCUGGCAAGCCAAGCCACCAGGAGAGGUGACAGCCUGCCAGCACAGCCCCAGGGGACACAGCCAGCCAGGAACAUGGUGGCUUCCCACCCCAGGUUGUCCAGGAGCACAGUGGCUUCCCCACCCCAGGUUGUCCAGGAACAUGGUGGCUUCCCACCCCAGGUUGUCCAGGAACACAGUGGCUUCCCCACCCCAGGUUGUCCAGGAAGACAGUGGCUUCCCCCCCCAGAUUGUCCAGGAGCACAGUAGCUUUCCACCCCAGGCUGUCCAGGAGCACAGUGGCUUUCCACCCCAGAUUGUCCAGGAGCACAGUGGCUUUCCACCCCAGGUUGUCCAGGAGCACAGUAGCUUUCCACCCCAGGUUGUCCAGGAAGACAGUGGCUUCCCACCCCAUGUUGUCCAGGAAGACAGUGGCUUCCCCCCCCAGAUUGUCCAGGAGCACAGUAGCUUUCCACCCCAGGUUGUCCAGGAAUAUGGUGGCUUUCCACUCCAGGUUGUCCAGGAAUAUGGUGGCUUCCCACCCCAGAUUGUCCAGGAAUAUGGUGGCUUCCCACCCCAGGUUGUCCAGGAGCACAGUGGCUUCCCACCCCAGGUUGUCCAGGAGCACAGUAGCUUUCCAUCCCAGGUUGUCCAGGAGCACAGUGCCUUCCCCCCCCAGGUUGUCCAGGAGCACAGUGGCUUUCCACCCCAGAUUGUCCAGGAAUAUGGUGGCUUCCCACCCCAGGUUGUCCAGGAACAUGGUGGCUUCCCACCCCAGGUUGUCCAGGAGCACAGUGGCUUCCCACCCCAGGUUGUCCAGGAACACGGUGGCUUCCCACCCCAGGUUGUCCAGGAAGACAGUGGCUUCCCACCCCAGGUUGUCCAGGAGCACAGUGGCUUCCCACCCCAGGUUGUCCAGGAAUAUGGUGGCUUUCCACCCCAAGGCUGUCCAGGAACACAGUGGUUUUCCAUCCCAGGUUGUCCAGGAACAUGGUGGCUUCCCACCCCAAGGCUGUCCAGGAGCACAGUGGCUUCCCACCCCAGGUUGUCCAGGAAUAUGGUGGUUUCCCACCCCAGGUUGUCCAGGAGCACAGUAGCUUUCCAUCCCAUGUUGUCCAGGAACACAGUGGCUUCCCCCCCCAGGUUGUCCAGGAGCACAGUAGCUUUCCAUCCCAGGUUGUCCAGGAGCACAGUGGCUUUCCCACCCCAGGUUGUCCAGGAACACGGUGGCUUUCCCAUCCCAGGUUGUCCAGGAAGACAGUGGCUUUCCACCCCAGGUUGUCCAGGAGCACAGUAGCUUUCCAUCCCAUGUUGUCCAGGAACACAGUGGCUUCCCCCCCCAUGUUGUCCAGGAGCACAGUGGCUUCCCACCCCAGAUUGUCCAGGAAGACUGUGGCUUUCCAUCCCAGAUUGUCCAGGAAGACAGUGGCUUCUCACCCCAGGUUGUCCAGGAAUAUGGUGGCUUUCCCACCCCAGGUCCUCAUCAGACACCUCUGGCUGCCCGGGUUGACCAGCAGCCACAGGUUGCUCGGUCACCCUCAGAAAGGAAGAAGAAGAAUCCCCUAAAUGCUCCUUUUCUGCUCGAAUUUCAACUUUGGGGCCAAAAGCUCCAUCAGUUGGAAAAACCCAGCGAGCCUCAGUCCAGGUUUGCACCGCGUGGAGGGUGGUGGAGCCACCCAAAGCUGCUGUGAAGGGUGGGUUUGGAGAUGGAGGGCAGCUGGUUGGCCCAAGAAGGAGGACACCCAACCCCAGGCCAGGAAGGAGGUGGCCACGGGGACCAUUUCUUUUCCAAGCUGGCAUGAUGUGUUAGCUGGGGAGGGCAGAGACUGCAGGAGAGGGAAGGUGUCCACCUGGUUCCUCAAGAGCAGCAGGACAGCUCUCCUCGAGGUUGGACGUGGGUGGCAGAGUGAGCCAAGGCUCUGUCUCGGCUUCUUCCUCCCGUGCAGCAGGUUGGAGAAGAGCAGCUGCUGCUCCCUAGCCAGCCCAUAACCCACCACCCAGUGAAGACCUUGCUUGGAGCCCCUCUUUGCCAGCUUGUCCCCAGGUGCGUUUGGCCACGGGGAUCCUGCUCUUGCCUGCUGCAAGGCCGAGCAUCUACAGGAGCUCUUCUUCCAGCCUCUCCAUCCAGGGAGACAGAUGCUGAUGGGUCACCAGGGAGCUGCAUCCUCCAGGAGAGGCCCUGCCAAGAGAGAUCCUAUGGGGUGUGUCCCCUGUUUGGGCCAGGAACGGGGCAUCUGGGUGGUGAGGGAGACAUGGAGACAGCCCAGCUUCUCUCAGCUGCAGGAAGCUUCAGGCUUUGGAACAGUUCCACCUAAAGCACUUAAGGACCAUGAAAGCUGAGCAGGCAAGGAGGCAGCUCAGCUUGCCAGGAAACCACAGCAACUGCAGCUUUGUUGGAUCUGGUGGCCUUGGCUUCUCCACCACGGUCAUUUCAGAGCUUUGCCUUUUAGCUGUUGGUGCUGCUGGGCCCUGCUUGUCUCCCCUGGGUCCUUCCUCUUCUCACAGCUGCUUUUGUACCAUCACCACCACCAACCUGACACCAAGAAGGGGACACAGCAGGAGGUGGGCAGGCAGCAAAGGGCCAGCCCAUCAUCCAGCUCCUGCUGCUGCUGCUACCAGGGUUACAGGGCACUAGGAAGCAGGUGGAGCUCCUGGAGAGGGUCCAG
Apus apus (common swift) is the source of this 4026-nucleotide messenger RNA. Its product is annotated as calcium-binding protein P-like. NCBI's taxonomy places the organism in Eukaryota, Metazoa, Chordata, Aves, Apodiformes, Apodidae. The coding region runs from base 1524 to 2657 and encodes 377 amino acids. The record is from RefSeq and is a predicted model, not a curated record. The transcript is spliced from 3 exons.